UACACAUGUAGUUUAAUCUUCAUCUCGAACUUCAUUCAUCUGAUCACUUUCAUUCCUUUUCCUCUUUCUUCAUUCCAUCACUUUACCCUCUCUCACUCUCUCACUCUCUCACUCUCUCACUCUCUCUCUUUCUCUCUUUCUCCUCUCUCUUUUAUUCUUCACAUUUAUUCCAUCUACUCACAUUUAUUUUCUCUCUCUCACUCCUUCGUCCCACUCUCCACUCGUUCACUCGUCCUUCUUUUCCCUCCUUCAUCCGUGCAUUCAUCCCCCUGUAAAGACCCACCAUGCCUGAGAUAACCCCAGUAAAAGAACCCAAAAUCCUUAUUGCAGGCGCUGGGAUUGGUGGUCUCACUGUGGCUAUCCUUCUUGAGAAGGCCGGUAUAGAGUACCAGCUCUUUGAAAGGGACGAGCAGGUGUGCACUCAAGGAUCUGCUACAGGGCUAGGGUUUAAUGUUAUGCCGCUCUUGGAGCAGCUGGGUCUUUUGGAAGAGCUUAAAUCUAUUUCUAAAAUCAUUGAUGGGACCACCAUUUUCAAAGAAGAUAUGGAAAUUAUUCGUGAAAUUCGACUUAGAAACAACAAGACCUUAACGGGCUAUGACUCGCUGGUGACAUCGCGCCCUCAACUCCAUGCACUUCUCAGUUCGCGUGUCCCACAAGAAAAGGUACAUAUGAAUAAGAAGAUCGUCUCCUUGACCCAGGACUCUGAAAGUGUGACCAUCACCUGCGCCGACGGAAGCUCAUAUACUGGUGACAUCCUCAUUGGCGCUGAUGGUUCAUAUAGCAGUGUUCGUCAAGCUCUCUAUAACGAGAUGAAGAAAGAGAAUAUCCUCCCUAAUAACACCGAGGAUGGUGACGUGAGCCUUGUCAGCCAUUACAUGAGUAUUCUCGGCACAACAAACCCAAUGAACCCAGCCAAUUUUGAAGGCCUUCAGGAUGACGAGUCCCACUGUGACACUGUCAUUGGUGAGGAGCGUGGAUUGACUUGGAGAUAUUUUACGAUCCCGAACAACCGUAUCUGCUGGCGUGUUGAUGUGCAGUCGAGCUCGAUGGAUCCAAAGCUAUAUGAGAACUGGUUGAAUGCCGACUAUAAUAUGUUUGAUGUUUCACAAUUGCCUGAAGAGUGGAAACAGCACAAGCUGCCAAUUAUGGGUGAGCUCAAGGAUCUGUUUGAGAACACCCCCAAAGAAUCCAUUUCCAAAGUCGUUCUUGAGGAGAAGAUCUUUGAGACUUGGAAGCAUGGUCGUACCGUACUCAUUGGCGAUGCUGCGCAUAGGUUGUUACCAAACUUUGGUGCUUUAAAUGCUAUCCUUGAUGCCGUUGUCCUCGUCAACUGCUUAUAUGAGAUGCCUUCUGCUACUGACAAGCACAUUGCUAAAGCCUUUGACGACUAUUAUCUGGAGCGCUUCCCUACUACCAAGAGAGAAUUGAAUUCAGUUCAACAAAUGUCUACAGUCUUAGCUGGAAAGACAUGGUUGGACACUGCAGCACGGUUUGUACUUCUCAAGCUUGUUCCCAAGUAUUUUAAGGAGAAAAGUCUGGAGUACACAUUGUCGUAUAGACCUCAAGCGUUGUUCCUACCUCGCAUUGAGACCAAAGGCACAGCACCAUUGACGCCACAAAGGCCUUCCAAGAAAUAUGCUGUGUACUUGAAAGCACAAGCUAGCACAAGUACCACCGCUCUUUAAAUCAUUGUUCUGCUUUUUGCUUUUUUAUUUAUUCAUUCUUAAUUUCUCUCCUAUUAUUUAUUUAUUACCUGUUGCUGCUUAUUGAUGAUACUGUAGUUUUACUUAAUCAUGAUACGCAUUAUAUGACAUACCAACCCU
Lobosporangium transversale is the source of this 1823-nucleotide messenger RNA. RefSeq lists its product as hypothetical. Bases 285 to 1685 code for a protein of 466 amino acids. Gene Ontology annotation, molecular function: FAD binding. The record is from RefSeq and is a predicted model, not a curated record. Lineage: Eukaryota; Fungi; Mortierellomycota; Mortierellomycetes; Mortierellales; Mortierellaceae. The transcript is spliced from 7 exons.